Molecule: messenger RNA, 8062 nt
Organism: Rana temporaria (common frog)
Lineage: Eukaryota; Metazoa; Chordata; Amphibia; Anura; Ranidae
Gene: MYO18A
Product: myosin XVIIIA
Exons: 48
Coding region: 563-7969 (2468 amino acids)
Cellular component (GO): myosin complex
Molecular function (GO): ATP binding; cytoskeletal motor activity; protein binding
Source: RefSeq, a predicted model, not a curated record
GUUGACGUUGCUCCAUCUGGUUGUUGGUAGCCCAAGGUGGGUAGGACCCAGCAAGUAUAGGACAGAUUAUGCCUGCUCUCCCCCCUGGCAUUCCUCGGCUAUAUUUAGGAAGUUUAUAUCAGUGCAGCUGUCCCCUGACUGGAGCUGCAGCGUUGGGGAAAUUGACUCAUAGGCCUGCUCUCACAUUUCACCGCCUCGCUUCGCUCUCUCUAGUCCUCUCUCUGCGUUAGCCGGAAAGCUCUGCCUGUCUCACCCUCUUUCUUCUCCUCUAAGGUUCCUUUUUCCCGGGCUGCGGUAAGGUGCAAAUAACCAUCUAACUUGGACGAUUGCUCUGCUGUGACCCCAGAGUUCUGAUCGCCACCAGUUUUACAAACUUUCACUAUUUUAGACGAAAUAAACUUGGCAGACAUUAGGUAUUGUAAUCAGGCCCAGAUUGUAGACGUGGGCUAUUCUUAGACCUGGCUCUUAUCUAUGGCAGGCCCAUGUGUAAUUCCAGAACAGACUGCAUUUUAGGAAGACAAGCCAAUCAGAUUAGGACCCAGCAGCUCAUGACUACCUUGCCAUGGCUUUUUCCUCACGCUUUGCAUUCUGGGAGCAAAAGGUCAAGGAUGAAGACAAACCGCUAGGAAAGAAAAAUGGUAGCCAGAAUGGAACUUCUGACAAUUCAGAACCAGGGAGUGAGCAGGAAACCUCUAGUAGUCCCUCAUCUCCAAGGAAUUCAUUGUCUCCAAAUCCACUGCGAGCAAAAAGUCCAGAUCCAAGACAAAGUCCAUUCAGGGUGAAGAGUCCAGAAAGGCCUCUGAGUUCUGCAAGGGUAAGUAGCCCUGGACCAGUACUAAAUGGUGAUGCAAAACAGCUUGCAGACAAACCAGCUGAUACUAUGCUGAGGAAAGGAGGAAGUGAAAAGUCCCUGAAUGCAGAUAAUGAAGCAGGUGGUACAAAAAAGAAGGUGGUAAAGGUGGUGAGAAAGAUGGUUAGGAAAGUCAUUCCACAAGAAGAUGCAGGCAGCAAAAGUGACCAAGCUCGUGGACACAGUUUGGACUCCACUAAUGAGGAAAAACGUCAAUCUCCUGUACCUCCUGCCACUCAAAAAACCGGAGCUAAAAAGGAGGGGCCACAAAAGGAUGAUCUUUCAGUGGGUCUCACAAGCCUUAUGUCUAGAGGUAGAACGAAAGAACAUAAACAGAGGUUUAAGCUCCCUGAGAAGAAAGUGGAACCUGUUGGCGAAAAGGUGCCUCCACCCACUUCUCCUGUUGAAAAAACACCCGAGAUGCCCACCUCUCCUGUUCCUGUGGAAGAGAAGACCAUUAAUGAAAGUCACCAGGCUACAACGACCGUCACUGAUUUAUCUAUUAAAGCUCCACAGAAGAGUAGUGAAGGACUUGCAUCAGAGGCCCCAAGUACUGUUAUCCAACGGACACCAUCAGACGAAGCACAGAAUCGCCUGGAAAGGAUCUUCAUGGCAUCUCUGGAACCAGCAGCCUCUAGCUCUUCUCCUCAGAACCAGUCGUCCUCACAUGGUGCCACGGAAGAUGCCCCAGCUUCGCCUCUGAGCUCACCCGGUGCUCUGCCUCAGGCAAAGACAGAGGAGCAGAUCUCUGCUGAGCAGAACUGGUAUGAGACCGAGAAAGUGUGGCUGGUUCACAAAGAAGGAUUCUCUCUUGCAAAUAAACUGAAUGCUGAAAAUGGCAAUCUACCUGAAGGAAAAGAAAAAAUUAAACUGGAGCAUGAUGGGAGUAUACUGGACGUGGAUGAAGAUGACAUUGAAAAGGCAAAUCCUCCAUCCCAUGAUCGAGUGGAAGACUUGGCAUCGCUGGUUUACCUGAAUGAGGCUAGUGUACUGCAUACUUUACGGCAACGCUAUGGAGGCAACCUGAUACAUACCUAUGCUGGACCUGCCAUGGUCAUCAUGAAUCCCAUGAGUUCACCUUCUAUAUAUUCUGAGAAGGUGAUGCAUAUGUUCAAAGGAUGUCGAAGGGAAGACACAUCUCCUCAUAUUUACGGCGUGGCCCAAGCUGCAUACUGGAAUAUGCUCAUGACUCGCCAGGACCAGUCAAUUGUCUUACUGGGAAGUAGUGGUUCUGGCAAGACCACAAGCUGUCAGCAUCUUAUCCAAUAUCUGGCUACUGUGUCCGGCAGCACAGGAAAGAUUCUGUCAGCUGAGAAGUGGCAAGCCGUGUACACGAUCUUGGAGGCUUUCGGCAACAGCAGUACCAACUUGAACGGAAAUGCCACGCGCUUUUCACAGAUCAUUUCUCUUGACUUUGACCAGGCUGGACAGGUGGCAUCUGCUUCCAUACAGACGAUGCUUUUGGAGAAACUCCGAGUGGCCAGACGUCCAGAAAAUGAAGCUUCCUUCAAUAGUUUUUACUACCUCUUGGCUGGAGCGGACAGCACUCUCCGGACAGAGCUUCACCUCAAUCACUUUGCAGAAAACAACGUGUUUGGUAUUACCCUCAAUUCCAAGGCUGAAGACAAGCAGAAGUCAGCACAGUUAUUCAGCAAACUACAGGCUGCUAUGAAGAUCCUGGGAAUCUCUGGUGAUGAGCAAAAGGUCUGCUGGUUAAUUCUUGGAGCCAUUUACCACCUAGGGGCAGCUGGAGCUACCAAAGAAGCAGAUGAAGGUGGCAGGAAGCAAUUUGCACGCCACGAAUGGGCACAGAAAGCUGCGUAUCUCCUGGGCUGUUCACUGGAAGAACUCUCCUCAUCCAUAUUCAAACACCAAUCUAAAACCAGCACCAUUCAAAAGUCAACCUCUUUCCGCCAAGGACUCGAUGAUGCCAGCCAAGAAGGUGGUUCUGGUCCCAAAUUGUCUGCCUUGGAAUGUCUGGAAGGCAUGGCCUCUGGAUUGUACUCGGAGCUUUUCACUUUACUCAUCUCGCUGCUUAACAGAGCCUUGAAAUCCAGCCAGCACUCCCUUUGCUCAAUUAUGAUUGUGGACACCCCCGGCUUUCAGAAUCCAGAGCUGGUGAAACAAGGGCGAGCUGCUACCUUUGAGGAACUUUGCCAUAACUAUGCACAGGAGAGACUGCAGGCCCUUUUCCACGAGAAAACCUUUGCACAGGAAUUAGAGCGUUACAAGGAGGAAAAUAUAGAGCUUGCUUUAGAUGAAAUAGAGUCCAGUACAUCUGGCUCAGUAGCUGCUGUAGACCAAACUUCGCAUCAAUCACUGGUAAGGACCCUUGCAAGAACUGACGAGGCCAGAGGUCUGCUGUGGUUGCUGGAGGAAGAGGCCUUGCAGCCUGGCGGAAAUGAGGACACCUUAUUGGAGCGUCUAUUUACUUACUAUGGACCACAGGAAGGAGAGCAUCCUGGUAAGAAACCAUUGCUCCGAAGCAAUAAGGAACGGCAUUUCUUGCUGGGACACAGCUACGGAACGAAUUGGGUGGAGUACAACGCCUCAGGCUGGUUGAACUAUGUGAAACAGAACCCUGCCUCUCAAAAUGCUGCUUCUUUACUGCAAGACUCACAAAAGAAGAUAAUUAGCAGCUUAUUUGCUGGUAGAACAGGCACAGCGACGGUCUUGUCGGGUUCAGUGGCUGGUCUAGAAGGAGGAUCCCAGCUGGCCCUGCGGAGAGCCACCAGCAUGAGAAAGACAUUCACUACAGGCGUGGCAGCUGUCAAGAAGAAGUCUCUAUGUAUCCAAAUUAAACUUCAAGUGGAUGGUCUUAUUGACACCAUUAAAAGGUCGAAAAUCCACUUUGUCUACUGCUUUGUACCCAAAGUAGAAGCGUUUAGUAGCGAUGCACGACUCGUCCCAGCUGCCAGAGUUGGCUCCAGCGAAUCAGACCUAUCCGGGGAGCGAUGUGACGCAGAGCUUAUGCAGGUUGAUGUCCCACUUUUGCGGGCUCAGCUUCGGGGGUCACGCCUUAUGGAUGCUUUACACAUGUACAGACAAGGAUACCCUGAUCACAUGGUAUUCUGUGAGUUCCGACGCAAGUUUGAUGUAUUGGCUCCUCAACUGACCAAAAAGCAUGGGCGUAAUUACAUUGUGACAGAUGAGAAAAGGGCUGUAGAAGAACUUUUAGAAUCUCUGGACCUUGAGAAGAGCAGUUAUCACAUGGGUCUGAGCAGGGUUUUCUUCCGAGCUGGCACCUUGACAAAGCUUGAGGAACAGAGGGAUGAGCAAACUCGUAAAAACCUCAUAUUAUUCCAGGCUGCAUGCAGAGGUUACCUGGCACGACAGCAGUUCAAAAAGAGAAAGAUUCAACAGCUUGCAAUCCGCUGCAUCCAGAAGAACAUCAAAAAGAACAAGGGGGUAAAGGGUUGGCCCUGGUGGAAGCUUAUCAGCACUGUCCGGCCUCUUAUACAGGUGCAGCUGACCGAGGACCAAAUCCGAGGCAAAGACGAAGAGAUACAACAACUAAAAAGCAGGUUCGAGAAAGUUGAGAAGGAGAGGAAUGAAUUGAGAUUGAACACCGACCGUCUAGAGAGCAGGAUCACAGAGCUGAAUUCUGAGCUUACAGACGAAAGAAACACAGGAGAAUCUGCCUCCCAGCUAUUGGAGACCGAGACCGCCGAUAGACUGCGGGUGGAAAAAGACAUGAAGGAUCUUCAGGCCAAAUAUGAUGCUCUUAAGAAACAAAUGGAAUCCAUGGAAGUAGAGGUAAUGGAAGCUAGGCUGAUCCGAGCUGCUGAACUGAACGGAGAGAUGGAUGACGAUGACUCUGGUGGAGAAUGGCGGCUAAAAUAUGAGCGAUCUUUGCGUGAAAUAGAUUUUACGAAGAAACGUAUGCAUCAGGAGUUUGAGGACAAGCUGGAAGUGGAACAGCAGAGCAAAAGGCAGCUGGAAAGGAGGCUGGGAGAUUUGCAGGCAGAUAAUGAAGAGACGCAGAGAACAUUGCAACAAUUAAAGAAGAAAUGUCAGCGUCUAACGGCUGAGCUACAAGACACCAAGCUUCAUCUAGAGGGUCACCAGGGGCGCAACCAUGAGCUUGAGAAGAAACAGCGUAGGUUUGACUCUGAGCUAACACAGGCUCAAGAAGAGGCACAGAGGGAAAAGGUUAUAAAGGAGAAACUGAGCAGAGAAAAGGAUAUGCUCACCUCCGAGGUGUUCAGCCUCCGACAACAGCUGGAAGAGAAAGACUCUGAGAUCAUUGUCUUGACACACAAGGUUGGUGAGUUGGAGGCUGAACUUCAGGACCUCUCAUCACAGGAGUCCAAGGAUGAAGCUUCUCUAUCAAAGGUCAAGAAACAACUGCGAGAUUUAGAGGCCAAAGUUAAAGACCAAGAGGAAGAACUUGAUGAACAGGCUGGAUCCAUACAAAUGCUGGAGCAGUCCAAACUGCGUUUGGAGAUGGAGAUGGAACGGCUUCGGCAGUCGCACUCUAAGGAAUUGGAGAACAAAGAUGAUGAAGUGGAAGAGAUUCGACAGUCUUGUCAGAAAAAGCUGAAACAGAUGGAAGUUCAAUUAGAGGAGGAAUAUGAGGACAAACAGAAGGUGCUAAGAGAGAAGAGAGAUCUGGAGAGCAGAUUAAAUUCCGUUAGUGAACAGGUUAGCCAUCGUGACUUUGAGACUGAGAAACGUCUGAGAAAAGAUCUGAAGAGAACCAAAGCUCUGCUUGCUGAUGCUCAGAUUAUGCUGGACCACUUAAAGAACAAUGCUCCCAGCAAGCGUGAGAUUGCCCAGUUAAGGAGCCAGCUGGAGGAGUCUGAAUUUACCAGUGCUGCAGCAGUAAAGGCUCGGAAGUCUAUGGAAGCCGAAAUUGAAGAUCUCCAUCUUCAAAUUGAUGAUAUUUCCAAAGCUAAGACAGCGCUGGAGGAGCAAGUUAGCCGCCUGCAGAGAGAGAAGAAUGAGCUACAAAGCAGAAUGGAGGAAGAUCAGGAGGACAUGAAUGAGCUGAUGAAAAAACAAAAGGCAGCAGUGGCUCAGGCCUCCCGAGACCUGGCGCAGAUCAAUGACCUGCAUACUCAGCUGGAGGAAGCCAGUAAAGAGAGGCAAGAGGUGCAGGAAAAGUUACAAGGCUUGCAGAGUCAGCUGGAGUUCCUGGAGCAGUCUAUGGUGGAUAAAUCUGUAGUAAGCAGACAAGAGGCCAAAAUUCGAGAACUGGAAACACGGCUGGAAUUUGAGAGAACACAAGUGAAGCGCAUGGAGAGUUUGGUUACCCGGUUAAAAGAAAACAUAGAGAAGCUGACAGAAGAGCGAGAUCAGCGAGCCGCUGCAGAGAACCGCGAGAAGGAGCAAAAUAAAAGGAUACAGCGACAGAUCAGGGACACGAAAGAGGAAAUGGGAGAACUGGCCAAAAAAGAGGCAGAAGCCAGCCGCAAAAGACAUGAACUGGAGAUGGAUCUGGAGAGCUUGGAAGCUGCAAAUCAGAGUUUGCAAUCAGAUCUGAAACUUGCUUUUAAGCGCAUUGGAGAUCUUCAAGCCGCCAUAGAAGACGAGAUGGAGAGUGAUGAUAAUGAAGACCUCAUUAACAGUCUACAGGACAUGGUGACCAAGUAUCAUAAACGCAAGAAUAAAAACGACGGAGAUUCAGAUGCAGAUUCCGAUCUUGACGAACGAGUGGAUGGUGUAAAGUCCUGGCUGUCUAAGAACAAAGGUUCUUCCAAAGCCUUCUCAGAUGAUGGCAGUUUAAAGAGCUCAAGACCUAGCCAAAGUACAGACUUAAAAGAAGGAAAGGAAGCCAAGCCAGUCAAACAAGGGAAAGAGUUGGAGGAGAGGCCAAUGUCUGUAAUGAGUUCCCUGAGUUAUAGAAAGAGAGCAGUUACUAAAGACUCCAUAGGCGGUAAAGGUGAUGAGGAUUCACUGUUCUCAACACUGAAAGAGAGGCCUGAGUCCCCAGAGAGAUCUUUCCGUAAGGCUCCAAAAGAUUCUGCAGGAAGCGUUCUUGAUGACGCAUUAUCAGUGAGUUCAUGGAGAAAAUCUCAAGGCAGUGAAGACUUGGACGAUCGCUCAUCUCUGGUUUCUCAAGCAUUUACCGAGGCAUCUAGUAGGGCAAGAAAAGGACUUGACAAGAGGUGGUCAAUUGCAAGUCCUGACUUUGAUAAAGUUUCUGUUGUAUCCAGUCGUCUAUCUAGUAGACGGGGUUUGGAAGAUGAAGAUGACACAAAAUCAACUCUGAGCUUUGGUAUUACAAGUCCUUCAAGUCUAAGACGUAGUACUUCCAAAUUAGAGGAGACGCGUAAUGGUUUGUCAGCUGUAAGUCCCUCACUUAGUAGGCGUUCUGACUUUAGCCUGGAAAGCCCUACUCGCGGAAGCCGAUCAGACACUCGAAUGUCUAUGGCCAGAAGCACUUUAGAUGAUUUUGAUGACUCUGUUAGUGUUGGAUUUAGUGAUACUCGCUCUUUGUACAGUCAGCAUUCUGGGCGUAGUUUUUCUGUACCUCCCCAAGCAAGAACACCAGGCGCAGAUGAUAAUGAGCUGGAAAGCAGAGAUCUUCAGCCAGUGUCUCAUCGCAAUUACUUAGAUCCAGAUCUUGAGGCUGCAAUCAAUGAGGUCCUAAGCUAUAAGCCUAUAAAGUUCAAGAGAAAGAGUUUUGAUCCUGAUUCUGAUGAUGAUGAUUCAAAAAGUGUACAAAGUGUAAAAAGCUUGCACCGAGAAAAAGGAGAAUCAUCCUCUGGACUCAAGAGGUCAGCUUCAGCUAUGGAAUUCUCUCGAGCACCAAGCAGGAAAAGUAGAGCUAAAAAAAGUAGCUCUGACUCAGAAUCUGAGGACAAUCGCAAAAAGAAGAGUUCUAAAAAGCGCUCCAAGAAAUCCAAGAAGAAGUCAAAGAAGAAAGAAUCUGAAUCAUCAUCAUCAUCAUCUUCAUCAUCUGAGUCUGACUCCUCGUCUGGUUCUACAGUAUCAUACCGUAGUGGAGGUAGUGUGAAAAAAGGGCCGAAAAAAAGGGACCUAGAUGAAGAAGAACUUCAAGGUGACACAAAAGAUGAGAAAAACAGUAAGCAGGCAAAGAAGGAGGAUAAGAAGAGGAAGAAGAAGGUUGACAGUCUGAUGAUGAAAUAUUUAUACCGGCCAGAAAGUGAUUAAUGCACCCCCCAUCCUAUAGGAAACCAUUAAGUUAUGAUGACGAGCGGGACAAUUUUGAAAGUACAUAUCAAUCUAAAUAUUCCCCUCGGAGCU